AGCUGAGCCAGUGAGCGAGAUGGAGGAGGAGCUGCGGUGUAGUCAGUGUACCGGGUAUUACCACGUGCCGGUUAUAUUAGUGUGUCGUCAUGCUUUGUGUCUAGCUUGUGCAGGAGCACUUCAGAAACCUGCAGCUCCGCCUGCACGUAGUGAGGAUGAAGGGAGUGUUGCUCCUGCCGAAGAUCUCCACGAAACAUCCGAGGUGGAUAAACUGUCCGUGUUGAGCGAUGCUGACUCGGGCGUUUCGUGUAGUUCUCGUCCAACUAGCCUUGUCGGUGCUCCUGAAGGAGGCAGCAGCUCGGAUCCGCCCCCGCCACCACCCGUGUACACCAUCGCAUGCCCGCAGUGCUCCGUUCUGACGCCGACAGACGAAGCGGGGGCGCAGGGCCUGACGCGGUUCAAGGUGCUGGCGGCGGUGGUGGACAAGCACCUGGAGAGGUACCAGGUAGCUGAGCCGUGCCAGCUCUGCGAUGCGGCCACGGCGCCCCGACCCGCCCAGGUCUUCUGCGACCAGUGCUUAGUGUUCUACUGCGGCCCCUGUCGAGAGGCCUGCCACCCCGCCCGUGGCCCUCUGGCCGCCCACUGGCUGGUGAGCGUGGCCGAAGGAAGGGCGCUCCUAAGGGCGCGACGGAGGGAGAGGGAAGGGCGCUGCACACACCACCCGCAGGAGCAUGUGUCCAUGUACUGCCUCACCUGCCGUCUCCCAGUGUGCGUGCUGUGCCUGCACCACGGACGCCACCACGCACACGACGUGCACGCGCUCAACGCCGUCACCAAAACGCACAAGACGGAGUUGUCGCAGGCACUCCAGCAGCUGUCGGAGAAGGCACGGGCGGCCACGGAGUUCAUCCACACUCUCAAGACGCUGUCGGAGGAAGUGCACGGAAACUGCCGCGAGGUGGAGGGCGUGAUCGUGGCGCAGGUGGACGCCCUGGUGGAGGCACUGCAGGCGAGGCGCGUCGACCUCAUCAACUGGGUCAGGAGACAGCGGGAUGCAAAGGUUCAUUCGCUGAGGGAUCAGGUGCAGGAGUACACCCACACCCUGCAGUCCACCACGGCCACCAUACACUUCUGCAUCGAGGCUCUCAAGGAAUCAGACCCUGCUUCGUUCAUGGAAGCCCAGGAGAUCCUUGAAGAGCGAGUGAAUGCCAUGUCCCGCGACUGGGACCAGAGCAUGGUGUCAGAGCCGAGGGUGCCACCCCACUUCAACCUUACCCUGGAUGACAAGACCCUGCUGACAGCCAUCCAGCAGCUGACCUUUAUCCAGCUGAAGCCUCCUGGCACCCCCUCCAUGAUCCCUGAAGAAUGCAGUGCUGAGAACAACAGCGUCACCAUUGCAUGGGCUCCUCACCACACCUCUUGCGUCACAGGCUACACACUCGAAAUAGAUGAUGGGGCAGGGGGAGCUUUUAGGGAAGUAUACUCAGGGGAACAGACAGUAUGCACCAUUGAUGGCCUCCACUUCAAUUCAAUCUACAGGGCCAGGGUUAGGGCCUUCAAUUCUACAGGGAAUUCCCCCUUCUGUGAACCUCUCUGUUUACAGACUGCAGAAGUGGCUUGGUUCACCUAUGAAUCAAGUCAUCCAGAUGUAACCAUUUCUGCAACUGGAUUCACUGUCAGUUGCGAUUCUUAUGAACAUCGUGUGGUCCUGGGUAGUGUUGGCUUCUCUCGCGGAGCACAUUACUGGGAAUAUACUUUGGAGAGAUAUGAUGGGAAUGCAGAUAUUGCCUUUGGACUGGGAAGAAUUGACAUAUGCAAGGAAAUGAUCCUAGGCAAGUGUGGAGGCAGUUGGAGCAUGUAUAUAGACAGUGAGAGAUCAUGGCUGAUGCACGGUGGAGAGCACUUCAACAGGACUGCCGGCGGUGUAAGGGCUGGGGACACUGUUGGGCUGUUGCUGAGUUUACCAGAAAAAACCCUUAGCUUUUUUGUUAAUGGGGAACUUCAGGGCUACGUUUCGCUCGCUGGGGUGACAGGCGUCCUCUAUCCUGCUGUGAGCCUGAACCGUAGUGUUGUCCUCAACCUACAGACUGGACUCCAUCCUCCACAGGCACUUGUGGAGACUCCCGUUGCUGCUAAAACAUAGAUAUGAUGUAUUCUACGCAAAGUUGGAGUAUAUUUAGCUAUACUAGUAUUUUUUUUCUUUUAUUUCUUAAUAUUUGUCUUACUAUUAGUAUUGGCUUACUGUAUGUCUUUGACUUACUCUGUUAUCUUUGUUGAUGUUUUAGCUCUUUUUUAUUAACUGAGGGAUUAGAUAUGUGUUAUCAUUUCUUUUUGUUCUUAAAGUAAGCCUUCAAAUACAAAAUUCAUUACUUUCCUUUUUAGUAGUCUUUGUAUAUAUACAAUGUGAAAUUUGAUUUAGAAUAAUUGGUAUAAGAAGGUAUGAUUUUGUUUUUUAUAUGCCUAAAAGGUGUUAUGUUAAAUAGUUAUACUGAAUUGUUUUCAACAGUAAUUUUUAUACUGUCAGGAACUAUGUGCCUCCAAUUAGCACAUAAAUACUAUUAAUUUAGGUAAUGAGUGGUUUGUCUGUUCAAAUUUAGUGUCCUUCAUGUGAUAACCUCGUAAGUGUCAGCAAGUUUAUUGCGUGGAUUACAAGAUCUCAUGAUAUGUCAUGUAUUCUUUUUUUGAGCUUUCCUUUUUCUUUCUUUAGAUGAUGAAUAUCAGGUGGUGAUAUAUGAAAGAAUGAAAAAAAAAAAAAAUUGACAUAUCAUUGUAUAUAUUGUACAUAAUUUGCAUAUUCAUUGUCAACUUGAUUACUUGUAUGAUUAUGGUAUAGAACUAACAUUUAUUUACUAUUUUCUAGUCCCACUUUCUUCACGGUUUAGUGUCUAUGUUUAUAUACUUCUUGCCUUCUAAGAGCUUUUGUUGUCUGUGUUAGUUUCUUGUAUCAUUAUCUGCUAGAUUCAUCUUGCAUUUUACUAGUCUUACAGAAGGUAAAUACAGGGAAUAUUAGUGUGGUUACUAUAUCCAGUGAUAUCCCUCCAUUAUCAACACUUUACUCACAGUAGCAACGGAGCUGUUGAAACAGCCAAGAGAAAAUGCACUUAAGAUAUCAACACAAUGUUAGGUAGUUUCACACCUGGCUGUCUAGAAUAUCAGCUUAGGUCUCUCUGCUUGUUAAAGAGACGUCGCAUUAUGAUGACUGAAACAUAUUUAACCCCUUUGAUGGUCUCCAAGUAUCAAGAGAAAAAACAAGAUGUAUUACUCAUAUUACCAGUCAUAUCACAGUUUGAAAGAAAAAAAAAUAUAUAGAAAAAUAUUGUAGGACUUGUGUUGAAAGAGCUUACGUCCCUAUGAUCUACUGCCAUUCCUUUAGGAAGCAUUUAUUAAUCAUAAAGGCAUUUCUAUAUAAAUGCAUUUUAUAAUAUUUCUAAUAACCAGAAGUGUAAAUAAAUAAAGACAUUGA
Messenger RNA from Penaeus vannamei (Pacific white shrimp), 3403 nucleotides. The record is from RefSeq and is a predicted model, not a curated record. NCBI's taxonomy places the organism in Eukaryota, Metazoa, Arthropoda, Malacostraca, Decapoda, Penaeidae.